UUGACACAUCUUUCAGUAUGUGUUACUAAUCCCCAGACCCCGCAUUCACUAUAUCUAGUCUCUCCAGACCCUGCAUUCACUAUAUCUAGUCUCUCCAGACCCUGCAUUCACUAUAUCUGGUCUCUCCAGACCCUGCAUUCACUAUAUCUGGUCUCCACGGACCCUGCAUUCACUAUAUCUGGUCUCCCCGGACCCCGCAUUCACUAUAUCUGGUCUCCCACAGUACACACAACAUGGAAAUGCAAAUAUUUUAGCAAAUAUAAACUGCUA
Staurois parvus is the source of this 270-nucleotide messenger RNA. The record is from the annotation of a GenBank genome assembly. Lineage: Eukaryota; Metazoa; Chordata; Amphibia; Anura; Ranidae.